CAGAAAUCAGGCUUAACCAGUCUUAAUCGAUAAAAGAAGCUCCAUUCUUCUGCUCCUUAUAUUUUUCUAUAUUUUCUUAUAAAUAUAAAUAGGACCUUUGUAAAUUUGCUUUCGUCGACUCAAGAUUAUGGAGCACACCGGCAAGUUUGUUUUAUUAUUCACCGCAAUUAUCUUCGUAGCCGUCGCUGAUGAAAAUAAGGAGCAAGAGCGACCAAAAACCUUCCGAAGAUUAAUACCAGCUGAUAUACUUCGUGAUUUCCCUGGCAUGUGUUUUGCAUCGACGAAGUGUGCAACCAUUGAGCCGACGAAGUCGUGGGAACUUUCACCUUUCUGUGGUCGCUCCACCUGUGUGCCCGCUGAUGAUAACUCUGGUCGUCUGUUCGAGCUAGUAGAAGAUUGUGGCCCUCUACCUAAGGCCAACCCCAAGUGUAAACUCUCCGAUAAGACCAACAAAACCGCGAGCUUCCCCGAUUGCUGUCCAAUUUUUGAGUGUGAGGAUGGAACUAAACUGGAGUAUCCAGAAAUUCCAACUUUACCACCGCCAACCGAGGUGGAAGUAGGAAAUGGAUCAGAAGUUGCGGCAGCACCAAAAUCUUAAGACUCAAAAGCAAAAUUGCUAAGAGAAAAAAUUACAUAAAUACAAUGAAAUUAGUCAGAAUAGAUUUAUUCUAAUCACGAGAAAAAACGUCGGAUCCAUCAAUGCGCAAAAUAUUGAUCAUAUAGACGAUAUAUAUAACAAAUACGUAUUCUAAUAUUUUUUCGAAAGCAAUUUUUGACAGAGAACAGAGAUAAAUUUUAUCGUGCGGCAGAAAAAUGAUAUAAUAGACGUUUAGUAUAAUGUAAAAUGAAAAAUGAUAUAAUAGACGUUUAGUAUAAUGCAAAAUAUAACUAUAUAUAAGUAUAUAUAAAACAUAUUUAAAACCAUUUAAUUAUUAUAACAAAAAACUUAUUCAAAAUUAUUAUAAAAUAUUAUUAAAAUUAUAAUUAUUAUAAUGAAAAAAUGCUAACUAUUCAUUUUGCUCAAAGAUUAUUAAAAUACGAAAUAUUAAACCAUCCCGUACAGCAUAAAAUCUUGUAAUUAUAUUGCAGAAACGCUGUAACGUUGUAAAUUAUAUUAUAAUACAGAAGCAUUCCGAAGACACGGAAUUGCAACAUUUCUUUGGAACGUUAUAUUAAACAUUAUACAUUUAUUUAAUAUUAUAAUGCUAUAAUUUUUAUAUUGAAUGCCUAACAUAACUUGUACUUUUACUUAUAUACAGAUAAACUUUAUCAAACUAAAUGGAAAAGUUUUGUACCAUUUUACAAAUAAUCAUAAUAAUUAUUAAGAUAUUUAUUAAAAAUUAAUGAAUGAAUGCGAGUAAUGCGUAUGUAAUAAGUAACAAUAGUAGGCAAUACGUAAUGGUAGACAGUGGAAGGCACUAUAAAUACUAAUAUUAUAAUCCAUCACUAUACAUCACCCACCGUUAUUAAAAAAUUGUCAAUAGAUUUAGACAUCUUAGGUAAAAUUUCGCCUAAAAAGUUCGUCCUAUCGCAUCACACGUAUUUAUUUGUCUCAAUUUUCUAUUAUUAAUAUCUCAAAAAUUAUUGUAGUUAUUUGUAAAAUAUUAUAUAGGAUGUUCAAUUUGAUGAGUUUUAUUUGCAUAUAAGCGGGCAUACAAUAAGAUGCAUUAAUGGCGUUGUUAUUGAUUGGAAAGGUAUAAAAAUCCUAAAAAUAAAAGUCUGGACAAUGUUGCUAGUUUGAUACAAAAUGGCGUGUACUAGUUGUCGUACAAUUAACGUUCGUGCAUUCAUGCGGUUUAUUCUCUAUAUUGCUGAAUUGGCUGUACUAAUUCAGUUUUAAAUUACUUAAUGUUGAAGAGAAAAAUAACGAAUAAAUAAUAAUAAUAAACUAAUGUACAUUAAUUUAGAAAGUUAUUUAAUAAAAACCUGUGUAUAGAAUGUUAGGUUAUUCUUUUAAUGAGAUUUCAAUUAUUUAUAAAAAAAUUUUAAUUAAAAAGACAAGAAUAUAUAAUCAAGAAUAAUUAAGAAUUGAAUUAUUGAAACUUUGUCAAUAAAAAAAUAAAGAUAUAAAUUGUGAAAAUGAUAGUAAUAAGGUAUAACUUGUUAUAAACUCUCUAUUACUUUAUAAUUUCAUUAUCAAAAAAUUUAAUUUAAUUUGAUAUUGUACAUUUCUGUAAUAAUCUUUUAUAUGUGGGUUUUAGAAUUAUUCAAUAAAAAUUAAAUAAUAUAUUCCCAGGUAGCAGAGUGACAUCAGAAGACGUCUUAUUGACUUUAUAUUGACGUUAGAGGGUGUAUAUCAGUUGGACACGGGGCAAUUGGACACAGUCCAAUCACAAGUCGCUGUUCCAAGGGACCCUACAAAUGUCUCUAAUCACACGGUGCUGUGAUUGGCUGUGUCCAAAUGCACCGUGUCCAAGUGCACCGCUCCUGACGUUAGAGACGUCAGAUCGCCGUCAAUAUGACGUCUUCCGACGUUACUCUGCUACUUGAGUUGUUAUACUUGUUUUUGGGAAAAUAUAUUGUUAUACUUAUUUUCUCUAUAUUGUUGCUUUACAAUUAUUUCGUAUAGUUGGUCGUCAGUGAUUACCCAGAUAGCCAAACCUGCGCGAACAGAUUUUGAGCAGAACUUGCUAUCAACUUUUGAUGGCAAAUAGAUAACAAAUUGGAUGCAGGAUCUGUUAUAUCAAAUCUUGCUGCCAAAUUGCCGCCAGAUAUGCCA
Odontomachus brunneus is the source of this 2719-nucleotide messenger RNA. RefSeq lists its product as uncharacterized. NCBI's taxonomy places the organism in Eukaryota, Metazoa, Arthropoda, Insecta, Hymenoptera, Formicidae. Bases 128 to 598 code for a protein of 156 amino acids. The record is from RefSeq and is a predicted model, not a curated record. The transcript is spliced from 2 exons.